AUGUCCGACACUGCUGGGAAGAAACGUGCUGCCUCCGAGGACUUUGACUCAUCCGCCGCCGACGCUCGCCCGCCUCCCAAUCUCCGUUCAGGCCCCUUUGUUCCGCCGGACGAUGCGGAGGAGCCAUCGCCAGCGAAUGAGGUUGUGAGGAAGGCUGAGGGCUGGAUCGAGAAGUUCGAGUCGAAGGUCGAUGCAGAUGAGCAUGUCGUGCUGCAGACAGGAGAAGCGAAGGGACUCGUUGAGGACUUGAGGAACCUCGUCGCCGGCUUCCGUUCAAGCCCCGCGACGAAGGAUGACAUCGCCGAUGUGCUCGACCGCCUCGACGAGAUCUACCACUAUGUUGUCCCCACCAAGCGGCUUCCCUACUCUCCGCCUCAGCACCAAUCUUUGCCUCUUCGCCUGCCUGCCUAUGGCCUCCGCGCGUCCCCCCCGCAGCAGCCUUCCAUCUUCCAGCAACUCCCGUUCGACGUUCUUCGCCUCGUGAUGCUCGAGCUUCGGCACCUACACGAGACGGAGGCGGGCAAGCGAGGGCUGACGGAUUGGCGCAUCAACGACUGGCAGAGGACCGUUCGUGGAUUGAGGCGCGUCAGCGCAAAUAUGAAGGAGGUUUGCGACGCGAUUUGCAAAGCGGAACUCGCCGUCACUGCCGUCGAGGAUUUGCCCCGCAUCGCCGCACGUAUGACCAGGACGCCUCAGUAUGCCGAAGACUUGCGUCGCCUGGAGAUCUACCUCCGCGACCUCGACCAGCUCGGAAAUCGCUCCGGCACCGAUGCCGCCUUCUCCCUCCCCGACGUGAUACGUCUCAGUCACAACGUUACGGCCCUCAACCUCGCAGGCGACAGCAUUGAUCCCGACUUCUCGGAGUCACUCCGCUUCUACCUCUCGAGACGAGGAUACUCGUUCGACGAAAUGACAGGCGGCGUCAGCGUCCCCGACACCAUCGUUGCGCUCCCUUACCUCCGCCAUCUCAGCUACGGCGCCCCUUGUAGCGUCGCCGAUAUUGUCAAGUUCAUCACCGAGAUCCCGACUCUCACCUCGCUCGACAUUCGCGGUCUCGUCGAUCACGAUGCUAAUCCCGAGAUAAGGCCGGCCUCUGCCUCCCUCCGUCGACUGUGGAUGCCCGGGGUUGCCGUCCCGCCAACCGUCCUCGCGAGGUUACUAGGCAUCUCACCGCCGACCGAGCAACGCCAAGACGACGACGACGGAAUACCUCGUCCGCAACUCCGCUCUCUCGCCUUCACCUUCGACCCGGAGAACACCGUGCCGCACACUGGCGCGAACGUGGAAGCCGAGAUAGACGCCCUCCUGAACCUCUUCGGCAUCAUCGGACCUCGACUCGUCGAGCUCCACCUAUCGCUCCCCGGCGCCGACGAGAACGGCUCGCUCUCUUUCCUCGGUCCGCUCGCAGCUAUUCUGCCACUCCCUCUCCCAGGCGGUGCGGGUGCUCAGCCCGGUCCAGCCGGCGGCGCGGGCGGGCCUGCGAUGGCGGCUCCUCAGAACGUACAAGGCGCAGGUGCGGCGGCAGGUCCAUGGAACACAGCAGCCGCACAGCAGCGCGGUGUCCUUGCGCGACGAGGUGCGGGGACGAAUCGGACUGCAGGCCUGCCUCCAGUGCGAACGCAUCAGGCAGCAGCGGCGGCUGCAGCAGGCGCAGCGCAGGCGCCGCAGAAUGGUCCGCAUGUUCCGCAUCCGAAUAGGCAGCCUCCAGCAGUCGGAGCUGGAGGGGGAGCAGCGCCUGCGGGACCGGCGCCUCAGCCGCAGGCCGGGGCGGGAGGAGCGGGAGGAGGCCGAGCCAAUCUCAACCAGCUCUUCGCGGUGCGAGCCGUACGACCCGAGCACUUCUUCUUCGCCGAACUCCUCCAGCAUUGCCCGAAUCUCGAGCAUCUCGAGCUGUAUGGGAGGCGGUACAACGCCGGUCUCGUCGACGUUCUGCGGACCUUACCGCUGCGACAUCUCGCCUUGUCCGUCCCGAACAACGAGGAGCGCGCCCCGUUCGUCGAGGGUCUCCUCAAGGCAUUGGAGGAGGGAGUAUGGCCGAACCUGCGCAGGCUUGAGCUUAGCGGCCGUGGCGGAGAUUGGGCGCCGAGCGAGCGUCGCCAGGUCAAGGAUGCGGCGGAGAAGCGUCCCAUGCUCGAGUACCGGUCGACGGACCUCAAGCGGUAG
Rhodotorula toruloides NP11 is the source of this 2163-nucleotide messenger RNA. RefSeq lists its product as uncharacterized. The transcript is spliced from 3 exons. Bases 1 to 2163 code for a protein of 720 amino acids. The record is from RefSeq and is a predicted model, not a curated record. Lineage: Eukaryota; Fungi; Basidiomycota; Microbotryomycetes; Sporidiobolales; Sporidiobolaceae.